CUGGAGCUUUUCACCAGACUACCACUAGCAGCCCGCCAAAGUAACGCGUUUUAACUGGCAAACACUAAACCAGAGUAUUCACGGCCGUUGUUCAUUAGUUACUUGCAUUAAAUUGCAAGAUGGCGGUUCAACUUUCUGCUGGUUCUAUUGCAGCUAUCAAUAAUGGAGAGAAGCCCGAGGAUGUCAUUCUCCAAGUUAUAGCAGUGCGCAAGUUUCCUACAGGAGACCGGUGCCGCCUGCUUGUCUCUGAUGGAGUUCACCGAUGUGGAUUUGCAAUCAUGGCCACCCAACUCAAUCCUAUGAUCAACAGUGGUGAAGUUGCUCAACAUGCUGUUAUCAAGGUCACCAAAUAUUUUUGCAACCAAGUAUCAGAAAAAAAGAAGAUGAUGAUCAUCCUGGGUCUGGAAGUCCUCCUAACAGCUGAAGAUGUUGGAGGUGAAAUAGGGAACCCUACAACAUAUGAAAGCGGAACAUCAAAUGCUCCUGCAGGUGCUCCUGCCGCAGCUUCCAAUCAUUCCAUCACCCGACCCUCUCCUGUAGCUAAUGGCCGGGCUCCUUUAGUGCAGCGCAGUGCACCUGGAAAUGCACCCGCUGCAGAUGGAGGAGGUAUGAUGCCUCAGGCUCCUGAUGGCUUCCCUAACGUUCGCCCCAUACAAACACUUACACCUUAUCAGAACAAAUGGUCAAUUUGUGCUCGGGUCACCCAGAAGUCAAACAUUCGUACCUGGAGCAACUCGCGCGGUGAAGGGAAGCUUUUCUCCAUGGAACUUCUUGACCAGUCAGGUGAAAUCCGAGCCACUGCCUUCAAUGCCGAGUGUGAUAAAUUCUACGAUAUGAUUGAGCCCAACAAGGUGUACUACAUCUGUUCGGCGACACUCAAAACUGCCAACAAACAAUUCACUUCUGUUAAAAACGAUUAUGAAAUGACCUUCAAUUCUGGAACGCAGGUGGUCCGCUGCACCGAGGAGAAAUCUAUUCCUGCCAUGCAGUUUGAUUUUGUCACCAUCGACCAGUUGGAAAACGCCCAGAAAGACACGAUUGUUGAUCUGAUCGGUUUGUGCCGCGAUGCGUCAGAGGUGGCCACUAUUGUCCAGCGCUCGACGGGCAAGGAGCUGCGAAAAAGAGAAAUUUCUAUUGUCGACCACACCAAUCGAGCUGUAUCGCUGACCCUGUGGGCCGAGCAAGCGGAGAAAUUUGACGGUACUGGCAAUCCCGUGAUCGCGGUCAAAGGAGCUAAAGUAUCAGAUUUCGGUGGUGUUUCUCUUUCUCUUCUCGGCUCUUCAACACUUCAGGUUAACCCCGACAUCAGCGAGGCCCAUCAACUGAAAGGCUGGUGGGAACAAGCUGGUUGCAACUCAUCAGACAUCAUCAACCUGUCCAACCAGCGUGGAGGUGCUGGUAAUGCUGUGGGUGCAAAUGCCGUCUUCAAAACCCUGCUGGAAGCCAAGAAGGAAGGUCUGGGCAGCCGCGACCAGCCUGAUUACUACAACGCUAAGGCCAUCGUGACGCUCGUACGCAAGGAGAACAUCCUCUACCAGGCCUGCCCCAACGAUGGCUGCAAUAAGAAAGUCAUGGACCUCAACAACGGAAUGUACAGGUGCGAAAAAUGCUGCAAAGAGUUGGACAGAUUCAACUGGCGACUCAUGCUCUCCUGCAACGUGGCAGACUUCACUGAGAACCAUUGGGUGACAGUUUUCCAGGACCAAGCAGAGUUGAUGCUGGGCUCAACAGCUCAGGAACUCGGAACUCUCAGAGAUGAGAACCCAGACAUGUUUCAGAGCAUCAUCGCUGGAGCCUCCUUUAAAGAGUACAACUUCAGGCUGCGAGUCAAGAUGGAGACUUACAAUGAUGAAAGCCGCCUCAAGACUAUGGUAAUGUCCGCCGCACCCGUGAACCCAGUGGAUCUUAAUCGGCGACUCAUUAAGGAAAUCAGGGAACUAUCUGCAUAGAAAUAAAAUUCUGGAGGUUCCUGCAUUGAAAUAUUAUUUCCUGCGGCAGAUAAAUAAUCGCUCCUCCUGGGAGCCAGAGGGAAGACCACAUCAAUGUUUGAUCAAAUCCUGGGAUUACAACUUCACGAUUCAGAGUGCUUCAGAGAAAUGUUCCGAUUAAAAUAUCAUUCAUGUUCGCAAUAUAUCAUUUGUCGUUGUGCGUCAUUGUCGAAGAAUCUUCGUAGCCUUAUCGUAAAUUUCUAAUUCUGUUCGCACCAUCCACUGACAACGCUUGAUUUAUUACCAAAAAAUUUCUAUUUUCAUCAUAUGCGUAGAGGUUAUAUAUUAUAAGAAUUCAUAUAUAAUACACAGUUGAAAUUUCUAACUCUCUUGAGCCAUAAACGUAUUACAUAUUCUCAUUUAUUUUGUAAUUCUGUCUUAUUGUGCGCUGUUUACUUUCCACAAUUUUCUGAGCUCAUAGUUGUGAUGAAUUUUGGUUUGUCUUUUGUGUUAAGUUCUAUUUGAUCGAGAUUCCUUGAUUAUAAACCAAAAACAAGUCUAUAAUCUUUGUUGCUUUUGGCCCUCUGUUGAUUGAAAAAUAGAGUGCAACGUACACGACAGUGCAUUUACUGAGCGCUGCACUAUUUGUAUUAUUUAUUCUGUUCUUCUGAGCGCUGAGCACUGAGAUUUAAAAGCGCUAAAAUUAAAGAAAAUUUGUUAUUCCUGUGCUUAUAUUUCAUCACGGAAUAGUUCGUGUCUGAUGAUUUACUGCAUCAUUUAUUUCUGGUAAUUUCCAUUUUCUAUCUUAAGGAAAUGUAUGAAUUGCAGAAUUGUAAUGCAUUCUCAUCGAAUAAAGUCACGAAUGCUGUUUUCUUUGCAAAAUGAAACUGUUCGACAUUUUACGUUUUCGUGUCGUUCUAUGAUGAUUUUCGUAGAUUUUUGUUUUCUUGAUGCGAAUAAUAAAUUCUUAUCGAUUCA
Hyalella azteca is the source of this 2906-nucleotide messenger RNA. It is a transcript of the gene RpA-70, whose product is annotated as replication protein A 70 kDa DNA-binding subunit. Gene Ontology annotation, molecular function: DNA binding. NCBI's taxonomy places the organism in Eukaryota, Metazoa, Arthropoda, Malacostraca, Amphipoda, Hyalellidae. Gene Ontology annotation, biological process: DNA replication; DNA repair; DNA recombination. The transcript is spliced from 15 exons. The record is from RefSeq and is a predicted model, not a curated record. Bases 120 to 1949 code for a protein of 609 amino acids. Gene Ontology annotation, cellular component: nucleus.